Molecule: messenger RNA, 1401 nt
Organism: Mercenaria mercenaria
Lineage: Eukaryota; Metazoa; Mollusca; Bivalvia; Venerida; Veneridae
Exons: 1
Coding region: 1-1401 (466 amino acids)
Molecular function (GO): nucleic acid binding
Source: RefSeq, a predicted model, not a curated record
AUGAACAACAACCCGAUCGAAUGCACUAUAUUCCACACCAUAGAGGUGAAGAAGGAUUCAGCCACAAUGCCUAUACGUAUAGUAUAUGACUGUAGUUGCCAAGAAACAUCACAGAAACCCAGUUUAAACGACUGUUUAGACUCUACCCCACCCACAUUGAAUGACCUUUCACAUAUCAUGAUUCGAUUCCGACUUGGCAAGUAUGCAGUGUCCACGGAUAUAGAAAAGGCUUUUCUCAAUGUAAGACUGGAUAAAGAAGAUAGAGAUAUGACCAGAUUUCUGUGGCUGAGUGACCCAGGUAACCCAGACAGCCCAUUCACGACAUACAGGUUCAAAUCCGUACUCUUCGGUGCCACGUGUUCACCAUUCAUCUUAAAUGCCACAUUACUCAAGCAUCUAGAAAACAACGCUUCUAGUUGGGUCAGCAGAUUUCUUAAACGGGACUUGUAUGUGGACAAUAUAAUAUCAAGUUUUUCAACAGAAGAAGAAGUUUUGAAGUUUUUCCGAGAAACAAGAGAUUUGAUGCUUAACGGAGGAUUUAACCUGAGGUCCUGGGCAUCAAAUAGUCAACAGCUAAGAUCAGCUGCUUCAGCAGAAGGUGUCCUUGACACCGGCGAGAUUACAAAGGUUCUAGGCAUGCUUUGGCUCACCGUCACAGACGAGAUAUCUUACCCGAAUAAGGAACUUCCUGUAAUACAGGAUAUGACAAAACGUGCUAUUCUACAAUACACAUCGAGAAUAUACGAUCCACUUGGUUUACUAAAUCCAGUCUUAGUACGUGCAAAGAUUCUUCUUCAAGAUCUGUGGAAAGAGAAAUAUCCAUGGGAUACAAUUCUACCAGAGCCAAUUCAGAAGAAAUGGUUUCAACUUGCACGCGAUAUAAACAAUGUAACGGAAGUUAAAUUUUCACGCCUUAUCUUCAAAUCAUCUGAAGCAGACGACAACACUCUACAUGUAUUUGUUGACUCGAGUAUUCAAGCCUAUGGUGCAGCAGCUUACCUGUGCAGAGGAAAUGAAUCCAGACUUAUCAUGGCGAAGUCACGUGUCGCGCCCUUAAAGAAACUUACUUUACCGAAGUUAGAGCUGAUGGCUGCUGUAAUAGGAGCCCGUUUAGCCAAACACCUACUAAAAGCCAUAGAUGUACAAAACGUCACAUUUUGGUCGGACAGUCAAAUUGUAUUGCACUGGCUAAACACUUCAAGACCUACAUCAAGAUUUGUUCAGAACCGAGUAAAUGAGAUUAGAGAGUUAGCACACAACCGGAAAUGGAAUUACUGUCCUACACGAGAGAACCCGGCAGAUCUGUUAACACGAGGCGUAACGGCACAACAAUUCAAAGAAAACAGAUUAUGGUUUAGCGGUCCAAACUGGUUACCCAACACAAGUCAAUGGCCUCAAUAG